Messenger RNA from Umbelopsis ramanniana AG, 1169 nucleotides. RefSeq lists its product as uncharacterized. Gene Ontology annotation, molecular function: zinc ion binding; oxidoreductase activity. The transcript is spliced from 3 exons. The record is from RefSeq and is a predicted model, not a curated record. Bases 58 to 1107 code for a protein of 349 amino acids. Lineage: Eukaryota; Fungi; Mucoromycota; Umbelopsidomycetes; Umbelopsidales; Umbelopsidaceae.
AAUGAGUAUAAAUUCUUUGGCAACAAAAAACUUUGAUUUUAUUACUUUACGAAUCAAAUGGAACAAAUCGCUGCGCCAGAGAAACGACUUGGCGUUGUUAUGCUUGGAAAAUGUAAUUUGGAAGUACGUCUUUUUGACAUACCUUCCCCUGGCUACGGGCAAGUGAGAAUGAAAGUAAAAGCUUCUACAUUAUGCGGCAGUGAUUUGAACCUAAUAUAUCGAAAGGAAUCUUGGAAGGACGGGCCAGGGAAAUACUGUGGGGUAGUCGCUGGACAUGAGCCUUGCGGUGAAAUUGAUCAACUUGGUGACGGAUGCGAUGGAUUUGAGGUUGGAGAUCGCUGUAUCGUCUAUCAUAUCAACGGCUGCGGCGUCUGUCAGGACUGUCGCAUGGGCUGGCACAUCUCAUGUACUGGAACUAAGCGUAAGGCAUACGGUUAUCAACGCGACGGCGGGCAUUCCGACUACAUCAUAGCCGAUAUACAGAAUUUGGUGAAAAUGCCAAAGUUUUUAACUUUCGUGGAUGGCGCUAUGGUUGCUUGUGGCGUUGGAACGGCAUAUGCUGCAUGUUUACGAGCACAAGUCUCUGGUCGUGACAGAGUAUUGAUCACUGGUCUUGGACCGGUCGGACUGUGCAUUGCCCUCAUAGCUCGAGCAAGCGGCGCAGAAGUUUACGGAGUUGAAUUAAUGUCAGAACGACGACAGCAAGCAAUCGCUCAUAAUAUCACACUCAUCGAAUCUAACACGGAAGCAGCUAUGAAAGCCACGGAUGGAAAGGGCUUUGAAGUCUGCUUUGACGCGUCAGGAAACUCCCAGGCUCGACACUUUUGUUUAGAGGCUGCACGCCGCUGGGGUAGAGUCGUAUAUGUGGGUGAAGGUGGAAAUGUCACAUUUUCGCCUUCUCCGAUGCUGUUGCAUAAACAGAUCACACUUCAUGGAUCCUGGGUAUGCAGUAUGGCUCAAAUGGAGGAUUUAGUCGAGCUGUUGGCACGUUGGCAACUUCAUCCAGAAAUUCUUGUGACCCACAAAUACAGACUCAAGGACGCGGCAACUGCGUAUGAACUUUUCAAUACUGGAAAAACUGGAAAAGUCGCAUUCAUUUGGGAUUGAGGAUGCUCGUACCAUAAUAGCUAUAUAGUAGGUGGAUGAACAGUGCAGCUAAUCAAACCCAA